Triticum turgidum subsp. durum (durum wheat) is the source of this 2517-nucleotide messenger RNA. The record is from the annotation of a GenBank genome assembly. NCBI's taxonomy places the organism in Eukaryota, Viridiplantae, Streptophyta, Magnoliopsida, Poales, Poaceae.
AUGGCUUACCAAAUCCAGCUACUAUUUGUCCACCUAUGCCUUGCACUCAUAGCUAUCUUGUUGCUUCCCGUGGUGUCUGGCAACUGGAAUGGCUCUGACCAGCUCCGCCUGAGAUGUGGCGCCACCAGCAGUGCCAGUGAUUAUGAUGGUCGAAUAUGGGAAGGAGACACUAACUUAAGGAAGGUACCUCUUCCUGGCUUUUCAGCUAAUGCGUCAUACCUAGACCCCUCGCUUCCUUCUGUAGUACCUUACAUGAAUGCUCGCAUCCUCAGUUCGAACUUCACAUAUCUUCUCGGGGUUGGCCCUGGCCGCAUGUUCCUUCGGCUCUAUUUCUAUCCAACUUCUUAUGGUGAACAUUCAGUUGUGGAUGCUUCGUUUAGUGUCACUGCAGGACUCCAUCGCCUUCUGAGUGACUUUAAUCCUUCCCAGACUGCUCAGGCCACGGGUCGCACUUACCUCAUCCGUGAAUACUCCUUGAAUAUUACUUCACGUGGACUUAACCUCACAUUUUCCCCAUCACCACACCACACUGGCUCUUACGCAUUUGUGAACGGCAUUGAGAUUGUGCCCAGCCCGGAUAUUUUCACGAUACCAGUGCCAAGAUUUGUGAAUGGUGGGUUCCCAGAUCUAAUCCCGAUUUCCUCCAUCAUAAGCCUUGAAACAAUGUACCGUCUUAAUGUUGGGGGUGCGACACUCUCUACAGAUGAUGAUCCUGACUUUUACCGCUCAUGGGAAGAUGACUCCCGCUAUAUUUAUGGAUCUUCACGUGGCAUGACUUUUUUCAAAGAUAGCAGUGUCACAAUCAGUUACCCACUUAGUAUAUCACACUACAUAGCACCGAUCGACGUCUAUUGGACAGCAAGAUCUAUGGGGAUAAAUGCACGUAUCAACAUGAUGUACAAUCUUACAUGGAUUUUGCCAGUCGAUGCAGGGUUUUACUACCUUUUGAGGUUCCAUUUCUGUGAGAUACAAUAUCCAAUAACCAAGGUAAACCAGAGGAAUUUCUUCAUAUACAUCAACAACGAGACAGCAGUGCAGAUGGAUGUCAUUCGUUCGAGUGGAGGAGCUGGUAUACCAAUUUACACCAACUACAUCAUUAUCACAGUUGGUCAUGGCCAGACAGAUCUGUGGAUAGCACUGCACUCUGAUCUCAGUACCCGUCCAGAAUAUUAUGAUGCAAUUCUGAAUGGCCUGGAGGUCUUCAAGCUACAGGAUAACAGCAACAACAAUCUUGCAGGGGUCAAGCCUACGCUGAAGAAAAAUCAUGAUGGGAAAGCAUCUCAUGGUCAAAAUAAAACAUAUAAUAGAAUCCCAGCAAUCGCUGGAGGUGGAGCUGUUGUUGGUUUCUUGGCCCUAUUGAUUGCAUGUUUCUGCGUUAUGUACAGACGGAAGAAAACUAAAUAUUCGCAUGGCAAGACCAACUGGAACCCUCCAAAGGGACACGGAGAAUUGGCAUCAACUACCUCACACACAAAGGAUUUGAAGCUUUGCCACCACUUCUCGUUCAUGCAAAUCCAGGAAGCCACCAACAACUUCGAUGAGGCCUUUCUCCUAGGCAAAGGUGGGUUUGGGAAUGUAUACCACGGUCAGAUAGCUGGUGGGAAGAAGGUGGCAAUCAAGCGUGGUAACCCGCUGUCCAGGCAGGGCAUCCAGGAAUUUCGGAAUGAAAUCGAGAUGUUAACCAAUCUCCGGCAUCGCCACCUUGUGUCACUAAUUGGCUAUUGUGAUGAGGAGUCUGAGAUGAUUUUGUUGUACGAUUACAUGGCCAAUGGGACACUUCAGGAGCACUUGUACAACACCAACAAACCACCAUUGCCAUGGGAGGACCGCCUUGUCAUAUGCAUUGGGGUCGCACUGGGGCUGCACUACCUGCACACCGGUGCAAAACAGACCAUCAUCCACCGUGAUGUGAAGAGUACUAACAUUUUGUUGGAUGACAAGUGGGUGGCAAAGGUUUCGGACUUUGGGUUGUCUAAGGCUAGUAAAGACGUGGACAAUACCCAUGUGAGCACUGUUGUGAAAGGCACCUUUGGAUAUCUAGAUCCUGAGUACUUCCGGAAGCAGCGACUCACCAACAAAUCAGAUGUGUACUCCUUUGGGGUUGUUUUGUUUGAGGUUCUGUGCGCACGUCCAGUAAUAGAUCCUGAGCUUCCUGAGGAGCAAGUGGGCUUGCGUGAAUGGGCACUGUCCUGUCAGAGAAAAGGCGUGCUCAACGAGAUCAUCGACCCCUAUCUUAUGGACAAAAUCACCCCCCAGUGCUUCAGAAAAUUUGCAGAGACCGCGGAGCAAUGUGUUGCUGAACAUAGCGUGGAUAGGCCAUCUAUGGGUGAUGUCCUGUGGAGCCUCCAGGUCGCACUACAGCUGCAGGAGGAUGACUGCAAUCUCUCCGAGGAGACACCAUUGUUGAACACGUCAUCACUCAUGGCCACCAGGGUUCGACCAUCUUCAGGUUCAACAGUGAGCAUCUCAGGACAGAAAGUUGUAUUCUCAGAGAUCAUGCAUCCAGAUGGCCGAUAA